Messenger RNA from Eurypyga helias (sunbittern), 642 nucleotides. It is a transcript of the gene SOST, whose product is annotated as sclerostin. The transcript has 2 exons. Gene Ontology annotation, biological process: ossification; negative regulation of BMP signaling pathway; negative regulation of Wnt signaling pathway. The record is from RefSeq and is a predicted model, not a curated record. Gene Ontology annotation, molecular function: BMP binding. Lineage: Eukaryota; Metazoa; Chordata; Aves; Eurypygiformes; Eurypygidae. Bases 1 to 642 code for a protein of 213 amino acids.
AUGCAGAGCUCUUGGGCUCUGUGCUCCGUCUGCGUCCUAAUACAAAUCGCGUGCCGGUCUGUGGAAGGGUGGCAAACAUUUAAAAAUGACGCUACCGAAAUCAUUCCCGAGAUCCCUGAGAAUACGGAAACGCCGAUGGAGCAGGCUUUCAGCAACAACAACACCAUGAACCAGGCGAAGCACGGAGGAAGACACAUACAACAAGCUUCAGACCCAAACGACGCCUCCGACUUCAGCUGCAGGGAGAUGCGGACCACCCGCCAUAUCACGGAGGGGCCCUGCCGCAGCAUCAAGCCCGUCAAGGAGCUGGUCUGCUCCGGUCAGUGCGUCCCCUCGCACCUCCUUCCCAACUCUAUUGGGAGAGGGAAGUGGUGGCGUCAGAAUGCCCUGGAUUACCGCUGCAUUCCCGCACACACUCGCACGCAGCGCAUCCCCAUGGCUUGUCCUGAGGAAGAGACUCGGACUUACAAACUCCGCGUCGUCACGUCCUGCAAAUGCAAGCGCUACACUCGCUACCACAACCAGUCCGAGCUGAAGGACUUGGGAAAGGCCACAGUCAGGCCCCAGAAGAACAAGAAGCCCCGUCUCUCCAGGGCCAGAAGCAGCAAAUCCAACCAGCACGAGUUAGAAAACGCUUAUUAG